Messenger RNA from Ricinus communis (castor bean), 2006 nucleotides. RefSeq names its product NEDD8-specific protease 1. The coding region runs from base 883 to 1569 and encodes 228 amino acids. The transcript has 2 exons. Gene Ontology annotation, biological process: proteolysis. Gene Ontology annotation, molecular function: deNEDDylase activity; cysteine-type peptidase activity. Lineage: Eukaryota; Viridiplantae; Streptophyta; Magnoliopsida; Malpighiales; Euphorbiaceae. The record is from RefSeq and is a predicted model, not a curated record.
GAAAUAUACUGCUAUAUUAAUUUUUUAUUUUAAGAUAUUUAUUACUUGAAAGUAUUUUAGUUUACAAAAAUAUAAAAAUCUCAAAAUAAUUUGUGAUAGAUGUAAUUCUUAUUUAAUCUAAACUAUGAAAGUGAGUGUAAAAUAAUUCAUAAAUUAAAAUGUAAUAAAUAAUAAAAUUUAUAAAUAAAAAGAAAAUGAUUAGUUACUUCACACACUAUCAUAUUUUUUGAAAGUCAAAAAAUAUAUGUCACAAUUGCUUCAAAUAUAAUGUUUUAAUUUGAAAUGAUAUUUUUUAAAAAUUCUGAUUGAAUAAAUAAACUAUAAAAAACACCCCAAGACAAAUAGUGAUUAAAAGAUGUCACCAUGACAAUUUUAGAGUUUUAAGAUAUUAAGAUAUUUUUUAGUUAAUUAAAAAUUCAGCCAAUUAAGAAAAUAUAAUUAUAUUAAUAAUAUAGAUUUAGAAAAAAGUAUGAAAAAAAUGAGUAACUUUUAAAAUUUAAAAAUAAAUAAAUAAAUAAAAAGUAUGAAAAAAAUGCUUUUGAAAUGAAAAUGUUAGUAUUGAAAAAAAAAUACAUGAAUUAAAUUGGAGUUAGAAAACUAAGAGCAUAAUUUUGCAAAAUAAAAAAAUCAAUUUAAAAGGGAGUUUUUAUAAAUAUUUUAUUUUCUGAGGUAAAAACAUUAUUGACUCGUUAAAACAGGAGAUUUGUGUAAACAACCCUAAAUUAUAUAGGGGUUUUGAAGGGCCCAAACAGAACUAGCCCAUCCCUUUUAUGUGUACCAUCAUCCCUCAUUCCAUCUCCAUAUUCAUAACUACAAGCAGCUAAAGCAUACAAGCAGGCAGCAGAACACAGAACAAAGCUCUACAAAACAUACAUUCACAAGAUGGGAAAAUCUGGAGCUGAUGAGAAGAUUCUCAGCUACAAUGAUGUUGUUCUCAGGAGAUCAGACUUGGACAUCCUUAAUGGCCCAUAUUUUCUUAAUGAUCGAAUAAUUGAAUUCUACUUCAGUUAUCUUUCUUCAAGCCAUCCUUCAGAAGACAUCAUACUGCUUUCACCUUCAGUUGCUUUUUGGAUAUCAAACUGCCUAGAUACUGAGAGUUUAAAGGAUUUCCUUGAACCCCUUAAAUUACCAGAUAAGAAACUGGUGAUGUUUCCUGUCAAUAACAACGAGGAUGUGAAUCUUGCUGAGGGUGGAUCACAUUGGAGCUUACUUGUGUAUGAGAGAAGUUGUAAUGUCUUUGUUCAUCAUGAUAGCUAUUCAGGGACGAAUAAAAGGCAUGCUUUGCAACUUUAUAAAGCUGUCGCGAGAUAUAUAGGCACCUCUGAUGCAACAGCUCAUGCCAAGUACAUGGACCUUAAUGAUUCACCUCAGCAAGUGAAUGGUUAUGAUUGUGGCUUGUAUGUAACUGCCAUUGCGGGAGCGAUAUGCUACUGGAAUGAAAGCUGCGACCGCAAAGAAAGAGAUUGCCUGUGGUUUUCUGUUGUGAAGGAGCAGGUUACUCCAGCUGCUGUCGCUGCAAUGCGAACUGAGAUUCUAUCUCUAAUCAGAAGCCUUAUGGUCAGCAAAUGAGGCACGUCCAUCAGGACCACUAACUGUGAUGCACUCACAAAGAAGAAGCAAUCGCCAUGGAAGCUGUUGUAAACUCCAGUGGGAAUGCAGGCGGUUCUAUGCUUUAAAAUUUAAUUUGUGCCGUUUUGCUCAGCAGCCAUGCCAGAACUCUUGGAAAAGUUCUGUGCUGACCAUCCCAUAUCAGUGCUUCAUAUUUGUUUAUCAGUUUAUUACUUAUGGAUUGAAGCAUAGCAUUAUGGAUUACCAAGAAUGCACAUCCAUAUCUACAUUUGCCAUUCAACUUUCUUGUGAGGCUACGCGGUUUUCAAUAUCACUUGCUAUUUCUCCCAUAGAUUAGGUAGUAGACUGCUUGCUUUUGAAUUGUGAUCUUAUAUUCUGUAACCUAAGUAUUUGCAUUAGGCCUAAUUACCUAUAUAAUAUUCCAAGUUUUGCACUUA